CUUCCACCAUUUUUGAUCAAGGCUGUGCAUGUUAGCUGGGAAGCUGAUCAAGCAAAGAUAUUUGUUUUUGCGAAAAGAGGAAAGGGAAAAAGAAAAAAAAAAUCCAAAAACAGAGGCAAAGCCAAAGCUUUGUAGAUAAAUGCAUUUACGGUGGCUGACUAAAAAUCUUCUUUUGCCUUUCGCUCGCGGCUCGCCGUAAACGCCACAGAGCAUCCCAUCCAUCUGUGUGCUAACGUGCGCCUUCUUCGGUGAAGUGAUUCUUUUUUUUGAUUGAUUUCUGGUGGUCACUUCUGAUCUUCGCUUCUCCGAUCUUUCUGAAGUAGUUGUGUUACCCUUUGUGGAGGAGUAUUGCUUGUACAACUUAGCUCUAUUAAUUAACUGGUUCCACAGUCUCAUGAGUUCUUAACUGGGUUUUCUUUUUGGUUUGAUUUUGAUGUGGUUGGUGUUUGAUGAGAUGGGUGAUCUUCCGAUACGUGAAUGAAGUUAGUGAUCGAAACCCUAACCCUAAUUUGGAUUCUUUGGGAAGAUUGACGAAACUGUGGAUGGAAUUUCUCUAGAAGGGAAUCGCGUUUUGUGUAGGUUCUGGUUUACCGGUUAUGGAUUGCAAGGAGCUCAAUUUAAACGAAGAUUGUGGUGGCUGUGGUAGCGGUGGAAAGAAUGGGGGAGAUGGGUUUAUAGACAGGAGCAAAGUGAGGAUUUUGCUGUGCGAUAAUGAUUCAAAAAGUUCAGAGGAGGUUUUCAAGCUUCUUUUGAAAUGUUCCUACCAGGUCAUCUCCGUGAGUUCAGCUAGGCAGGUCAUCGAUGCUUUGAAUGCAGAGGGACCUGAAAUUGAUAUUAUACUGUCGGAAGUUGACCUGCCAAUGGCCAAAGGUAUGAAAAUGUUGAAGUAUAUCACUCGAGAUAAAGAGCUCCGACGCAUUCCUGUUAUCAUGAUGUCAACACAAGAUGAGGUCCCUAUUGUCGUUAAGUGCUUGAGGCUUGGAGCAGCUGACUAUCUUGUAAAGCCUUUACGGACAAAUGAGCUAUUAAACUUGUGGACGCACAUGUGGAGAAGAAGACGCACGCUUGGACUGGCGGAAAAAAAUAUUUUGAAUUAUGAGUUUGAUUUGGUGGCAUCAGAUCCAAGUGAUGCUAAUACCAAUAGUACUACUUUGUUCUCGGAUGACACUGAUGACAAGUCACGUAGGAGCACCAAUCCGGAAAUGGGAAUUACCGCGCCUGCAACACAUCAAGAAGAUGAGCCUGGUAUUGCCGCCACAAUUGUAGAGCCUCCUGCUGUUCAUUCAGUGCAACAUCAGCCAGAUGUACCUGGAAUUAGUGAGCGCCGAACAGGGCAACCUUCUUCAUGUCCCAGAAAGAGUGAACUAAAGAUUGGGGAAUCAUCCGCAUUCUUUACCUAUGUCAAAUCAAGAACUGUGAAAAAUAAGGCAGUAGAUAUUGAAGACAGUACUAAACGACUUUUGCUGGAAGAAAAUCAUCAAGAAACUAGUCAGCGUGCGGUUCGUCUUCCCCCAAUACAAGAAAUUGGGGAGGCCUUGGAAAGCCAUUCACAAGGAGACGAACACCCAAGCAGUACUAGUUUUCCUGAUUCUUUUUCAGUGGAGAGAUCUUGUACACCACCUGCUGGCACAGACGUUCACAGGGAAAGAAACAUCAAUGAAGAAAAUUGUUCUCAAGUCCUUCUGCACUCUCGAAAUGGAUCUCAACUUGAUAUUUCAGGCCUUCCUGUGCAAACGCAAACUGCUGCUUAUCCUUUUUAUAUGCCAGAAGGUAUGAUGUCGGCGCAAAUUUACCAAAACAACCUGCAUGAAAUGCAAAAUCAUGCGGCAAUGAUGUCACAGUAUGGUCAUUUUCACCAUUGCCCUCCCAAUGUAAGUGGGGUGGCAUCUUAUCCUUAUUACCCUAUGAACAUAUGUUUACAACCCGGUCAAAUGCCAACUACCACUAAUACUCAUUCAUGGCCAUCUCUUGGGAAUUCAUCUUCCAAUGAAGCAAAGUCUAACAAAUUUGAUAGAAGAGAGGCAGCAUUGAUUAAAUUUAGGCAGAAAAGGAAGGAGCGCUGUUUUGACAAAAAGAUUAGGUAUGUUAAUAGGAAACGGCUUGCUGAGAGAAGGCCGCGUGUGCGUGGCCAGUUUGUAAGAAAGGUAAAUGGUGUCAACGUAGAUCUUAACGGACAGCCUGCAUCUGCUGAUGAUGUUGAGGAUGAAGACGAGGAGGAGGAGCUACUAUCAAGGGAUUCUUCUCAUGAGGAUGACGGUUCAGGAUAUUAGAAAAAUAUGCUUGCCAAGUGACCAAGGAAAUUCAUUUUGGAAUGGUUCCGGUGGCAUUACUUAUCCCUGGAAUACCUGAAACUUAUGCUAUUAAAGCUUUAUGAUCAUUACUCGUUCCUGUAUGGAUCCGAUGGAAUAUUAUGAAGAAUGCAUAACCAUUUUUAUCCAGGGAAAGCAAGCAAGUGCACAUAUUUACUACAUGCAAUCUCAAUGUUGGCAAGAGAUCAAAUGUCCAUUUGCCUGCACCAGGUCUUUGUAGCCUUCCUGAGUACUGGUGGCUAGAAACGAUUUCUCGUGAGAGUAAUUUAAUCCGGUCUUGCUGCUCAUGGAGUGCCCAAGCACACGGAUCUUGAGGGCCAAAUUACACUUCAAAUAUCAACUCCCUGGUGUUAAAUGGGUCGAAUCAAUCAUCGAAAAUACAUCGGCCAACAUUGGACAUUUGCAGAGAAGAAUAGCUUUUUGGAAUUUCAUUCAAAUGAAGCCUAGAUCUUAACCUACUCCCAAUCUCAACUUAUGUAGUUUGUGAUAGAUCUGCAUCGAAAGAUCGACCAAUUUUAUCAAAACUGUAUGAACUAUUUUCAUUGUAUUGUCUGAUAAAGCUGAUUAAAGUUGUGUCAAUAUAAAAUUAUAUGUAAAAUAGGAACUUGAUUCUCUA
This is a messenger RNA of Cucumis sativus (cucumber), 2925 nucleotides long. Its product is annotated as two-component response regulator-like APRR1. NCBI's taxonomy places the organism in Eukaryota, Viridiplantae, Streptophyta, Magnoliopsida, Cucurbitales, Cucurbitaceae. Gene Ontology annotation, biological process: phosphorelay signal transduction system; cytokinin-activated signaling pathway. The record is from RefSeq and is a predicted model, not a curated record. Gene Ontology annotation, molecular function: protein binding. The coding region runs from base 597 to 2270 and encodes 557 amino acids. The transcript is spliced from 7 exons.